CGUUUAUUAAAUGAAUUAAUGACUAACCAAGAUAUCGAACUAAAAACGGCUCCGGAAUAUGUGAUUGGUUAUAUUGUGCGAGAAUUAAGAAAUAAAGACCUUUCUCUGUUAACCGAACAACCAGCAGAAAAAAGAAAAAUUGCUAACCGACAUAAGCAUUCACCAGUAGCAGAGAAUUAA
This is a messenger RNA of Entrophospora sp. SA101, 180 nucleotides long. Lineage: Eukaryota; Fungi; Glomeromycota; Glomeromycetes; Entrophosporales; Entrophosporaceae. The record is from the annotation of a GenBank genome assembly.